UCCCCUCUUAUUCGCACGCCUGGCACAGUGCCCUUGCUGCACCCCUGCAAUCGUCAAGCCAACCAUGGCGCUUGUCAUGCUGCGUGACGUCAAUGUCAUGAACAACCCCGCUCUGUUCAAUGAGCCCUUCCAAUUUGAAAUUGUCUUCGAUUGUCUUGAGCCACUCCCACUUGACCUCGAAUGGAAGCUCAUCUAUGUCGGGUCAGCGGAAUCCGCGGCCGCGGAUCAAGAGCUGGAGUCGGUUCUGGUCGGGCCGCUUACCAAGGGCCUGCAUCGUUUCGUCUUCGAGGCCAACGCUCCGGAUGUGACGAAGAUCCCGAUGGAGGAUGUCGUCGGUGUUACGGUCAUCCUGCUGACUUGCGCCUACAAUGACCAUGAGUUCAUUCGCGUUGGGUAUUACAUCAACAAUCACUACAAUGAUGAGACUCUUCAGGGCCAGCUGCCACCAGAGCAGAUCGAUUGCAGCCGCCUGUACCGGCAUAUCAUGGCCCACGAGCCGCGCGUCACGCACUUCCCCAUCAACUGGGCCAACCCGGACGAGCCACUGCCCGUGCCGGAGGAAGUCAUGAAUGUUGUCCUGCCGGAGGAGGAUGAUGAUGACAUCGCCGUCACCACGGCCUCCGGUGCCGGUGGGGCCAAGGCCGCCGCCGGUGGGGGGCUGUCCCUGCCAACCGCCGACAUGCUGGCCUCCUCGCCCGGAGGGCUGACCGGUCGGCCGGCUGCCGGGGUGGUGCUCACGGUGGACGACCCGUCAGCUGUUGAUGGCUUUGCCGGUGACAGCGGCGAUGCCAUGAUGGUGGAUGCCAGCGAUGAGGAUGCCGGCUCGCAGGAUCUGAUGACCGACGACGACGAUGAGGAUGACGAUGAUGAUGAGGACGACGACUCCGAUGAGGAUGAUGAGGCGCUCACCGAUGAGGAGGGCAAUGUCGACCUGUACACCAGUGACACUGACUCCGAACUUGAGGCCGACAACCCGAGCAUGGCUUCGGAAUCGGGCGUCCAAUCACAGGCCAUGGCGGCGGCCCCUCCGACGGCUGGCCCGGCGCAGCCCGCCACAGUUGUCUGAGAAAAUGCCCGCCCCUCGCCCGCCCCCUCCCCCUCCCCCCUCUCUCUCUCUC
Messenger RNA from Fonticula alba, 1118 nucleotides. RefSeq lists its product as hypothetical. NCBI's taxonomy places the organism in Eukaryota, Rotosphaerida, Fonticulaceae. The record is from RefSeq and is a predicted model, not a curated record. The coding region runs from base 65 to 1066 and encodes 333 amino acids. Gene Ontology annotation, biological process: DNA replication-dependent chromatin assembly. Gene Ontology annotation, molecular function: histone binding. The transcript is spliced from 3 exons. Gene Ontology annotation, cellular component: nucleus.